Messenger RNA from Dinoponera quadriceps, 2141 nucleotides. RefSeq lists its product as uncharacterized. The record is from RefSeq and is a predicted model, not a curated record. NCBI's taxonomy places the organism in Eukaryota, Metazoa, Arthropoda, Insecta, Hymenoptera, Formicidae. Gene Ontology annotation, cellular component: cilium. The transcript has 10 exons. Gene Ontology annotation, biological process: cilium movement; outer dynein arm assembly. Bases 353 to 2026 code for a protein of 557 amino acids.
CAAGCGAGCGUCGGAACCAAUCGGCAGCCAAUAGAUCGUCUCGACGUUUGACUCUUGUCUGCUCGGAUUGGCUCCAACGCUCGACGUUACCUAUGAAAUUGUGUCUUUUGUUUAUUUUUUUUUUAGAUCUAAAAAUAUACUCCAAUCAAGUGCAAAAGUUCACUAACUAUGGUUGUUAUUAAACCGAAUUAACCGGUUGCCGUGUAAACAGAGGAGAACAACAGGAACAUGGCGCAGAUUUAAUCAGAUCAUAACGGAUAAUAGUGGGAAUUUCUUCGCAUACGUUUGAUUUGACGUUCGAUAUUCUAACAUGCUGUAAUUCAGAAAAAGGCCGGAAAAGAACGCCGGAGAAAUGGUUUCAGCAAAAACUUACAAGAUGAUACAGGCGGAAACAUGCAUCACACGAGACAAAAUAACUCGAUAUCGUGGCAUUCUGAAGUUAUAUGCGCGCGAUAAAAAGCUGCAGUUGUUACAAGCCACGAAAUUGAAAUCGACGGUAUCGAGGAAGCUCGCGUCCUUGGAAGUGGAUGUUAGGAAACAUCGCGAGAUCGUCGGCAAGGAUUUGUCGGAAGGCGGUAAAAAACUGACAUACCCAGGCGCCGAUUGCGGGAAAUUCUGUUUGGCAAUUAGUCAACUGCAAGCAUCUGAAAUUUAUGCAGCUAUAUUUCACAACAGCGACAUAAUGCGUCAACUCUUGAACAAGCUUUAUUACGAGAAAAAUAAGAAACUGAAACACGCUAUUGAAUUACAGUUGGAAUAUAGCGAUCUUUCGAAUGAAUGUAAAGAGGAGAACGGUGGUACUCUACAAUUACACUGCGAACAGCAACAAUUCGUGGCGCAGUUGCAGCGGUCCAUCUCGAAAUAUAAUACGGCGAAAGCGAUACGUUCCAUAUACUUAUCGAUAUUGCAUAUCCUGCAAAAGGAUGCAAUGUUCUUCGACACCUUGUUGAACAUGUUGAAAGAGGACCAGUUUUCCCAAUGCAAAGCGAUGUUGAGGAUGACGGUGAUGGGCCAGCUGGCAACAGAGAACUUGGACGACGUUAGACAAAAAUAUAAACGGAUGACUGGCAUCAUUUUGCGUAAUAUGAGAAUCAGAGAACAGACGUUGAAUAGUGUACGCUGUCAAGUACAAGAUUUGUGGUCUUGUGCAUUGUCCUUGGUGCGCGUUGAAAGCGAUACUGUUUUUUCAAGAAAAGACAUCGCAGACGAGUUAUCGUCUGCUGACGAAGUAUUGGAAAAACAGUUAAUAUCUUUGGAAAACAUAUGCGAUCGAAUAAAAGAAACUCUACUUGUGCGCUCUUAUCACGAUUUGUUAUCGAGACUCGAAGAUCAAUCCAAGCAGAGAACAGAUUUGCUAGCAAGAUUAAACUUCAAUACAAAGAAUCGUGACUCAUUGUUGAGCAAAACGAAUCAUGCUGUGCAAGUUCUCGAGGGUCUCAUGCAUUCUAAAACUGCAGUUGAACAUUAUAAAGCACAGGAAUGUGAGAUAUUGGAGCAAAUCGAGAUUGAGAAGAAACGCGAAAAAGACCUCAAGGAACUAAAGAAAAUUCGCGGUGAACUAUUCACGAACAUUAGAGCUGCUUUACAAAAUAUAAACAUGAUGUUGCUCUGUGUUAGGCAAUCCGAUACAAAAGAUACGACGAAAAAGAAAGACGUGGGCAAAGAUGUUAUGCUAAAAAAGGAAUCCAAUUACGACCAAGAAGACACAGAACUUGAACUCGAAUCGCUAGCAGAGCUCGAAGAGGUGGAUACCGAUGUUUUGGUGUUGUUGGCGAAGAUUACCCGAAAGAUAAGUAUUUUAUAUAAUAUGAGUAAUUUCGAUCUCAAGAAAGAAAAGGAAUAUAAAGCACGAUAUUUCUAUCAGACCUAUGUGUCGGAUUAUAAUUCUAAUUGGAUAUUGGGAAGCAUUGAAGGAAAAGAACUGAGAAUUGGAUUAUACGUCGAACAUGAAAUGAUCGACGCUACCGUUCCAACGCGAGAUGACGUCAAAUUUCGCAGCAGACAGAUCAUAGAGGCGCACAUUUGAAACCAGCGGAAUAACUUACGCAAAAUUGAAAAGCCUAAUAAAUGAGGAGCCAUGAUGAUAAAAUAGAAACAUAAUUUAAGAUUGUUAUUUAUUAUAUUACAAUCGUAUUGUUCAA